CAUAACAUUUAGUAUAAAUAUCUUGUAAAUAAUGUACAUGUUUAAUUAUAAGUUAUAAAUAAUUUGAAUUUAUGUUCAGUUGUGAUUUGAGUAAAAGUAAAAGAAAUGUUAAGGAAUGUCAUUAUUUUGUUAAAUGAAUGUAUCCUUGAUCCUGAACUUAAUCCUUGAUCCUGAACAUAAAUGCGAUGUACUACAUGUUUCCUGCAUCCUACAUUAUGCUCAAAUAAGAUCCUCUUCCAGCUAUUAAUCCUGCUUAUGUAGUACAUUGUAAACGACAAACAAGCUUUUAUGUGAUUUUUUCACGAACAGCGACCACCGGCUUAUGGUACAUAACUGCGCAAAGUGGAGUAACAUCCAAUGACCUGUUCUGCAUGCUGAAUGUCAAUCUCACUAGGGAAAAGGAGGAGCCAAGGUCUUGUGACCACCCCUACCCCAAUGGAAAGUGCACUGGUUGAUUGAAAACUGUUCAACACGUUGCACCGGUGUUGUUAGCCCUGGUUUUGAGUUGUUGUGUUUUAUUUUACUGUCAUGUUUUAACUUUUUGUUGUUUUGUUUGCAUAUUACUAGCGAGCUUAUGUUUUCUAGAUAUUUGGUUUUUGUAUUAGGUUUGCGUGGUUGAGUAUGCGAGUGGAGAAAAAUGCAACAAAUGCUCGUCACGCUUCAUUGCCUCAGCAGCACACGCGCGAAGUAAGCACCGAAAGCCACCUUGGAAAAAAGGGAAGCUGUGGUGGGUAGAAGAGAUCGAUCUGGAGCUUACGACCGUUGGACGGUUGAGCUAUGAUCAGUAGCACUAGAAGCUUGAUGCUGAUCACUACCCACAUAACGGAUGUUUUCCAUUUGCAGCGUGACCUGAUGAAUCAGCAGUGCUGUUUGUUAACCAUUGGCCUAUCCCGGGAAAUAUUACAAAUAGGUGCACGGUGACACGAAAUGAUUCUCCGUUGCUAUGUGGUGUGCGUGUUAGUGUUUUCCUUGUUACCGCUGACAUAUGGCCGAGCGCGCCGAAAGGAUGCGCACGUUGACAUUACCGAUCAGACGACAGUGCUAGACGGCGUCGGAAUGCGAGCUGUGUUUCGCUUCCUGCGCUCAUGGAUGUUUGACGUCGUCGGACGUACCGGACAGCGCAUGAGCGGGUCUUAUCUGCAGGAACAGAUACCUUCUCAUGUGCCAUUUCCUUGCAACAUUACGUUGGGCAGAAGUACUAAGGUACCAACAAGUGUACAUAAACUGAGACCAGGAGACAUAAACGUAAUUGCAGCCAUGGGAGACUCGCUGACCGCUGCCACUGGUGCAGCAGCGUCCGGUUUCAUUGACCUGUACCAGGAAAAUCGUGGCCUAUCGUGGAGCAUUGGUGGUCAGUGGGAUUGGCGCAAUGUGACUACCCUACCCAAUAUAUUAAAGGUGUUCAAUCCGAAGCUCGUCGGGUACUCGCUCGGCGAUGCAUACCCGUUUCAUCGGGAAUCUCAAUUUAAUAUGGCUGAGAUCGGUGCCGUUUCAUACGAUAUACCGUACAUGGCGCGAGCGAUGGUGCAGCGCAUACGAAAUGAUCCGCGCGUCGAUUGGAAACGCGACUGGAAGCUGGUAACGAUUGCGAUCGGUGGCAACGAUAUCUGUUCGUUUGUGUGUACCAUGCGUUACCCCGAACAGCUACCAGCUAAGCAUCGGUUAAGGCUCCAGCGAACACUGCGCUAUCUACGUGAUAACAUGCCCCGCACCUUCGUCAAUCUCGUUUCGAUACCAAGUGUGUCAAAGGUGGUGAUGCUGCAGCGAAAACCGUUCGCUUGUGAAUCGCUACAUCACGGCGAGUGUUCCUGCUGGAUCGGGAAGCUUUACAGUCAGAGCAAUACUUCUCGUGAAAGUAUUUCCCCAUUUGACAGAUGGGGAAGGAUACAGGAUGAGUAUAUAAAAAUGGAAAAAGAGAUUGCAGAAUCGAAAGAGUUCCGAGGACUUGACGAGUUUGCUGUCGUCUAUCAGCCAUGGUCGCUGAAUGUGACGAUGAAGAUGAAUGGAAAGGAUAUUGACUACUCUCUUCUUUCGUAUGAUUGCUUUCAUAUGAGUCAGAAAGGAAAUGCCUAUGCCGGCACCGCACUGUGGAACAACAUGCUCGAGUCUGUGGGGAAGAAAACUUCUGACUGGCGGCCCCUUUUCAAAAACUUCAAAUGUCCCACCAAAGAGGCACCUUACUUAGUUACGUACGAUAACAGCGGUCACAGCUAACGGAAGAACAAUGUUCAUUCAGCGAGAACGGGAUUUGAAGAGACACAUUUUUACUUUGGAACUCAAAGGAAAUAUUGUUAUGAUAAUUUAUACUAAUUUACCGUUUGCGGUACCAAAUGGUAUUUGAGUGAACUGUAGGUUAGUACUGAAUGUAAGAUCUCACCGUAAAUCGAUUUCAGAGCAAAUUAAUAAAAUAAUUAUUUGCAAAACGAGACUCAUCAAAACAUCUUCAGUGAAAGAUGCAUCAAGUGAAGAUCUAAACGGGCCAAUCAAAACGAAACCAUGUCAGUAGCACACGGGACGUAGUAUGGAGAAAAUAGUAAGAAAUAAAAAUAAUUUGUUCAAUCAAAAUGAUUCGUCUCAAGUAUGCUCGUGCUGUGUAUGAUAAUUGUGAUAAGUGAUAUGAUGAAGUUUUUUCUAUGUUGCCUACGAAACGAAAUAUGGGAAUGCAGAAAAAUUGCAUAACGUUGUCGAGAUGUUGACGUAUAGAUGAUAAUGGUGCACUAACAGGUGCGAAGCACGCAGAAUGGUUUGGAUCUUUCAUGAGGAAUGGAUUUCACCCGAUUUAGAAAAGAGUA
Molecule: messenger RNA, 2792 nt
Organism: Anopheles funestus (African malaria mosquito)
Lineage: Eukaryota; Metazoa; Arthropoda; Insecta; Diptera; Culicidae
Product: phospholipase B1, membrane-associated-like
Exons: 7
Coding region: 928-2214 (428 amino acids)
Biological process (GO): phospholipid metabolic process
Molecular function (GO): glycerophospholipase activity
Source: RefSeq, a predicted model, not a curated record